Messenger RNA from Parathielavia appendiculata, 1266 nucleotides. RefSeq names its product glycoside hydrolase family 5 protein. Gene Ontology annotation, cellular component: extracellular region; cell surface. Gene Ontology annotation, molecular function: glucan exo-1,3-beta-glucosidase activity. Bases 91 to 1266 code for a protein of 391 amino acids. The transcript has 2 exons. Gene Ontology annotation, biological process: glucan catabolic process. NCBI's taxonomy places the organism in Eukaryota, Fungi, Ascomycota, Sordariomycetes, Sordariales, Chaetomiaceae. The record is from RefSeq and is a predicted model, not a curated record.
GCGAUGGCAUCAAGUCCUAGCAACAUAAACCCUUUGCUUUAAGCCUUGAGUCACCUCUUUCAGUACCUGCCUUAUCCUCAAGCCAACAACAUGUUUACCCGCCUCGCCACUUUUUCAUGCUGCCUCGUGGGCCUGCAGCAGGUUCUCGCAGCGCCAGCCCCGUCCCCGUCCUACCUUGAUUGGAGAACCUUCACGGCCAGAGGAGUCGACCUGGGCGGCUGGCUGCACCAAGAGGCCGUUAUCGACCCCGGCUUCUGGUCCCAGCACGGCGGCAGCGCCCGCGACGAAUGGGAGCUGUGCGUCAACCUGGGCAGCCGCUGCGGCUCCGUGCUGGAGCAGCGCUACGCCAGCUACAUCCGGCCCUCGGACAUCGACCGGCUGGCCGCCGCGGGCAUCAACGUGCUCCGCAUCCCCACAGGCUACAACGCGUGGGUCAAGGUGCCCGGCUCUCAGCUGUACACCGGCCGCCAGGUCGAACACCUCCGGUCCAUCUCGCGCUACGCUAUCGCACAGCACGGCAUGCACGUCAUCGUCGACAUCCACUCCCUGCCCGGCGGCCUCAACGGCAUGGGCCUCGGCGGCCGCGAGGGCGGCUACGACUGGUUUCAGAACCAAACCGCGCUCGACUACUCAUACCGCGCCGUCGAGGCCGCCCUCGCCUUCAUCCAGACCUCGGACCACCCGCACGGCUACACGCUCGCGCCCAUCAACGAGCCCGUCGACAACCGCGAUAUGUCCAAGUUCGGCACGCCCGAGUCCCUGAGCGAGGACGGGCGGGCCUGGGUGCUGGCCUACUUCCGCGGCGUGCUCGACCGGGUGCGGCGCGUCAACCGGAACAUCCCCGUCAUGCUGCAGGGCGGGUUCCUGGGCGAGGAGUACUGGUCCCCCUUGUUCGAAUCCGAGGCAAGAAUCGUCUUUGACGUGCACAACUACUACUUUGCCGGCCGGCCGGCCACGUCGGCCAACCUGCCGCAGUUCCUCUGCGCCGACGCCCGCGCCUCGGCCGGCGACGGCAGGUUCCCCGUCUUUGUCGGCGAGUGGUCCAUUCAGGCUACCAGCAAUAAUACACUGGCCAGCCGCAGGGUGAACCUGAACACGGGCCUGCAGGCCUGGGAGAAGUACACCAGCGGGAGCGCUUACUGGACGUAUCGGUUCUAUGGCAAUGUUCCCGUUCAGGGGGAGGGUGUGCAGGGGGACUAUUGGAGCUAUGAGAAGUUCAUGGACCUCGGCAUCAUUGACCCCUCGAAGGGAGUCAGCUGUGUGUAA